Molecule: messenger RNA, 2710 nt
Organism: Perca fluviatilis (European perch)
Lineage: Eukaryota; Metazoa; Chordata; Actinopteri; Perciformes; Percidae
Gene: aplf
Product: aprataxin and PNKP like factor
Exons: 11
Coding region: 196-1644 (482 amino acids)
Biological process (GO): double-strand break repair
Cellular component (GO): nucleus; site of double-strand break
Molecular function (GO): DNA-(apurinic or apyrimidinic site) endonuclease activity; 3'-5' exonuclease activity; protein binding
Source: RefSeq, a predicted model, not a curated record
CCCCGGAAGUUUUGAAUCCUGUCUCUGAGUGACCACACGAGCAGACAGCGAAGAGUUGUAUCUUCUGUGCCGUCGGUUUGUUUUUUAAAACCUGAAAAAGACGAAUAAUUACCAAGUUUACCUGCACAACAGUGUGUUUUGUGCCCCCAGUGCACCGGGGUGAAGCUCCCUCCGUUCCCGCCCACAGAGCAGCAGAUGUCCGGCUUCGACCUGGUCCGAGUGGACGGUGGCGGCGGCGGGGAUCCCAUCCACCUGCCGCCGGGGGAGACGGUGCUGGGCAGGGGGCCCUUCCUGGCUGUCAGUGACAAGAGAGUGUCCCGCCUGCACGGGCUGCUGGAGCGCCUGGACGGACAGCUGCGUCUCAAACCGACCCACCUGAACCCGUGCUUCGUUCAGUCGUCCCUGACCGACAGCCCUCGCCCCCUGCAGAGAGACUCCUGGUACCCUCUUCACGAUGGAGACCUGUUCUCUCUGCUGCCGGGCCAGUUCCUCUUCCAGGUGGUGGCCGUGGGCGGAGAGGACCGCACUCCCAGAAACAGUCAGCUGCUCGUUUGUCCCGAGCCAGAUGUGGAGCCCCCUCCUCCUGUCGGACCCGCUCCACCUCGCAACGAGCCGGCACCAACGCCAGCAGCUCUGUCGGACCAGGAGGAAGCCGACCAUGGACGUUUAAACAAGGCAGACUGUGCACAACCAACGGAAGAGGAGGACGACCGAAGACACGUCCCUCCGCCUGUAACCAAGAGGAGAGUUUUACCGGCAUGGAUGAUGAUGGCGGUGGGACAUACACACAGUCCCUCCUUCUCUUCCUCCAGUCCCAAAGUUGCAACAGCUGCUAAGCGAAGUAAAGCGCCGCCCACCAGCGCUAAAGGAGCAGCAGCCAAACAGGCCACGCCCCCCAAAACCUCCUCACCGCAGGGGGCGGGGCUUAGCGAGGAGGAGGAGGAGGAGGAGGAGAGGCCAAAGAAGAGGAGGAGGAAGAGGAGCGAUGAGGAACAGACGGCAUCUCAGUCGAAAACAGAUCUCCCUCCCCAGCAGCCCUCGCCUCGUCUUCCGAGCGAAUCCAAGAGGUCGGAGAUGAGCGACGAGUCCGACGGCUUCCCCAUGGAGACGGACGAGGCCGAGGGAGGCGGAGAGACGUCCACAGCUGACGGGAACACCGCGAAAAACGGACGCCGGCAGACGAAACGAGCCGAGUCCAUGGCGGCGAACAGCGGCGCCGCGUCCGGACCGCGACUCAGAACGCCGUGUCCGUACGGGAAGAGCUGCUACAGGAAGAACCCGGUCCAUUUCCAGGAGUGCAGUCACCCCGGUGACACGGACUACGAGGAGGACGAGGAGGAGGAGGAAGAGCAAGAGACAGGGGAGGACCGACCUGAGUGUCCCUACGGCACCGACUGCUACAGGAAGAACCCUCUUCACAGGAAGGAAUACAAACACACAAAGAAGCCAGCUCGCGCCGCACGCGGCGUCCCCAAGAAGGACGCCGGAGACGACGACUCUGGGGACGACGACAGCUUCAUCGACGACGACAGCGAGGACGCGGGCGACGACUCGGACUACCUUCCUCCCGUCUCCGACGACAGCGAUAAGGAGGACGUCAAAGCACUGCAGAAGGAAGCAAAGGCCUUCAUGAAGAGAAAGUAGACCCAGACUUUCAUUUUUUCUUUCUUUUCGCCGUUUGUUUUGAAGCUGCAGAGCAGAGACUCGACUGGAGAAGAGUCGACACUACUUGGCACUGCGUUAUUUCAGUCGACAUCUUAAAAUAUAUCGAGCACCGAUACACGGCCAUCGCCUUGAUACAGCAUCGUCACGUAGUCCUGGACGGCCGCUCAGGUGAAGCAUCUAUUUUUGACAUUUGAUUUUCGCUUUUAAAUAUGAACGUAUACCCGAGGAAAGCAUCACUUUUCAGAGGGAUUGAAAGAAGUUGUGUGCUGUGCCUGUUGACGUCUGUGUCCUAAUUUGGAAAAAAACAACCCGAGCCAAUUAGAGCUUUUUUUAGCCGCAUAAAGACUGCGUGUCUUCUGUGUCACGUGGACAAACAAAAGUGUCCGCAGAAGAAAAGCUGCUUCUUUUGUUAACUGUAAAUGACAAACACAUGUCCUGCUACCGUUGCAGAAUAAAACAGCCCUCCCCAAACACAAAACGCUAACCUAACACGACCUCAGGCUGAGUGGAAGAAGGGAAACUGAAAGGAAAAUCAGUCUCACUGAGAGGCUGUAACUCCAAUCAGUGCAAGUCGUGAUAUUUUGUACUUUUCGUCCACCUGAUGUUGAUGUAAAAACUACUGAACUGCCUCUAAAAAAACAAAAAAUACGUAUUUUUUUUUGCUUUAUAUGUUCCAUAUCAUGCUCUUUUUUUUUUUAGUUCAUACUUUUUUUGGGUUUGUACUAGAACUUGUUUACAUGUUUUAAUGUACUGUCUAAAUAUACCUGUAUAUUAUGUCUGAAACGCUCCGUUGAAGCGCCUGUCUCUUUAAGAGCUUCAGUCUGCUCUGAUUGGUCAGCGUUUCCGGGUCUCUGGGUAUCGCCACUGAUUUACUGAUUUGAUUCUGAUUCAAUGCCGGUUACAAAACCAAUUUCCUACCAAGAUUCCCUCUAACCUGCUGCGUUAUUAAAAGUAUCAGUGUUUACAUUAAGAUCCAGGAUUUAGCCAAAGAAUUUGAACAUAGACAACUUCUCAGUCCCUCCCCCCCUUUCUGCUAAAGCCCAAA